UUCUCGAACACUUGGGUUAUCAAUUGUGGGAUAUAAUGAUAACUAAACUAUUCGUCUUCAUUCUCGUCUGCGGUAUUGCAUGGAUUGGCGCUUUCGUUGAUGCACGACCACCCAUCAUUUGCCGUGGGCCACCGCGCUACAACACACCCUCGCAACACCAGCCCUACGUGCGUGAGUUGGAGCGACGGGGCUUCAUCAAUGAGGAAGGCGUCAUUGACAAGACUAAAAUAGAUGAAUUCUUCAUCGUCAAGUCUGAACAUGCAGAGAGGGCUUUGAAAAUUAUUAGUGGAUAUAAGCAGUGCGCAGAUGAAGUAAUGGACAGUCAAAUCACGGACAACAAAUAUGAAGAUUACCUCAAGUGCUUGAACAACAAUGAAAACGCAAAGCUGUUGUUCGAAAAAAUGUGAUAACGAGUUUCAAUCAAAGAAUGUCAAAAUUACUACUCUCGAAAAAUUGUAGUGAUAGCACGGGCAAAAGGGCGCGAAGUAAUUAAAUGAAUUUUUCACUGAAAUCACUAGAAAUUUUACCAGAAAGCCUUAGAGAUUUUACCUUAACAGCA
Diachasma alloeum is the source of this 559-nucleotide messenger RNA. RefSeq lists its product as uncharacterized. The transcript has 5 exons. The record is from RefSeq and is a predicted model, not a curated record. NCBI's taxonomy places the organism in Eukaryota, Metazoa, Arthropoda, Insecta, Hymenoptera, Braconidae. The coding region runs from base 36 to 407 and encodes 123 amino acids.